Arachis ipaensis is the source of this 1115-nucleotide messenger RNA. The record is from RefSeq and is a predicted model, not a curated record. Lineage: Eukaryota; Viridiplantae; Streptophyta; Magnoliopsida; Fabales; Fabaceae.
GUCUCUUGCCAGACAGCCACAUACCCAAUUGUUGGAGAGAGAUUACAUAACAUAACAUAUCAUAUCUCAAAGCUAUAUAUAUACAUAUAAGUUUAUAACAUAUAUAUAUAUGUUCACAUCUUCAAACAUAUGCUACAUAAGAGAAUUAAGCUUGAGAUUUUUCAAUUAAUUUGAGUUAUUAGAAUUUAGAAGAAGCUAUGGAAAGUUCACAUUCACAUUCUUCACAACCUCUUUCUAUUGAAAGCUUCUCUUAUAGUUGGUUAGUGAACCUUAAACCUUCACUAGAGAGCUUAGAUAGUUCAUUGAGAACUUCUCUUGAUGCUUAUUAUUCUGAUGAAGCUUCUUCAUUCAUUGAGAUGGAUCCAAGAAUGCCACCUUCAAAGAGAUUCUUCCCAAAGAACAGCAACAGCAACUGCUCUCAAGAUUUCAAGUUUGAUUUCCCAACUUCUUCACAAUCACAAAGUGAUGCAGAUCAAUUGUUUUCCAAUGGCUACCUCAUGCCUCUCUUUGUUCAAUCAUUGAAGAUGGAAGAAUAUGAUGAUCAUGGGGUCCUAGAUUCCAAUCUUCCAAGCCUAAAUUCCUCUUCGAAUGCGUCGAAUGGCACGGCUGCGCCUUCUUCUUCGGCUCAUUCGAGAUGUCCUUCAUUGAAAAGGUGCAGAACAUUAUCAAGGAGGAUAAUUCAAAAGUAUCUGAAUUUCUUAAGGCCCUUGUGUAGAAAACUGAGGGGUCAGAAUCACAGCAAGACUAGUUCGAAUUCGAGCACUGAGAAAGUUGUUAAGAGGAGUCAAUCAGUGAAGAAUAGGGGAUACUAUUCUGAAGCAUCUCCUAGAAUCAGUGUUGCUUAUUCUGCAGAUGAUUGGAGAAAUGAAAAAAAAAAAAAAAGACAGAAUCUCAAUCAUAUGAUGAGUGAGUGGGCUCCUAUUAAAUUUUGUUUGCUUAAUAUAGUGUGAAAGAACAUAAUUCUAAUUGAAGUUUAUUUGCAUUAGCAGUUAGCACCAUUAGCAUGCUAUAUGCAUGAGUUGAACUACACUUUCUUUACAUACAUAGAAUAGAAGCCUUGAGGAAUGGAAUUUUUUUUUAUAAAGUUUAAAUACCAAUGGCGUAUUUAUUGUCAA